This is a messenger RNA of Chara braunii, 2922 nucleotides long. The record is from the annotation of a GenBank genome assembly. Lineage: Eukaryota; Viridiplantae; Streptophyta; Charophyceae; Charales; Characeae.
GGAGGGGGCGGUUGCAGACAAGGCAGACGAGGCAGUCGGAGAGCCUAACCUGCCAGGGGAGGAGGUGGUGAUGACGUCGAAAGGCGUCGGUGGAGCGGGUCCUGCUACUAGGGCGCCGCGAGCUGAGGUGGAGCGCGCGAGGAGGGAGAAGAGAACAGUGGGGCAGGCUGGCGUCGAGGUGCCAGACACGGGCAGGGAGAAGAGAGCUCGGCAGACCACGAUUGACGAGAUGUAUGCCAGGGAGAAGUUGGUCGAGUUCACAAACGCAUGGCCUCAGUGGAUCUACGUGAAGAAGUUGCCAUUCAACGCCUUCCGUGGUUCAGAGUUCCAGCGGGUGCGGCAGGCAGCAGAGAGAGUGCCUCGCUCUAUCCAGUUCCGGUUUCCCUCCUACAGGGUUACAGCGGGCGCCGAUAUCCCUUCGCAGAGAGCGAAGGUGGCGGCGGUGGUGAGCGAGGUGCGUGCCACUUUUCGGCACAGUGGUGGCACUAUCCUUUCUGACGGGAGGAAGUCGCGCAGCGGCAAGCCGCUCGUGAACUUCCUUGCCGGGGGCGCCAACGGCGCCUUGCUGUACGCCACCGUCGCACGUAACGGGUCGGUCCGAGACACAGCGGACGUCGUGUACCGUAGGUGGCGGACCAUCAUCUUGUCCUUCGAGCGCUUGUGCGAUUUAUUAAAUCGCACGGCGCUGCUCACACCCUUUUUAGGAAGGGGGGACAGUGAAACCGAGCGAUGUGCAGCGUGGUGGUUCGAGCAUGGACGUGCCCACCCGGAGUUGUGCACCAUCGCCAUCCGUGUCAUGCACUUGUGGACGUCUGCCUCUCUAGCGGAGAGGAACUGGGCGGAGCACGAGCGCGUCAGCACGUCGAGGCGCCUCACGCUUGGGUUCGCCAAGCUUGCACAACUAGUUGAGAUUGCCACCAAUCUCAAACUGGCCUCGUGCGCACGGCAGGGUGGUGGCUACGUGUUGCCAUGGGUUAUGGGGACCGGUCGGGGGGGGAUGGCGGCAGAGGAGGAGGAUGAGGAGGGAAAUGUGGAGCCCGAGGUGUGGGGAGCACGACCUGAUGGCAGUGUUCUCAAGCAGGAGAUCCAGCGGCAGAUUGUCGCUUUCCGUGACAGCCGACCAUCCAGAGCCCGUUCGGUUCGGGACGUGUUCGGCAGCAGAGCGACGAAGCUGCGACCGUGGCCGGAGGGUGGGGAUGCUGUGGACGCUGCUGCGGCAGGCGAUGACAUCGACGACGACAGGACUGACGAUGAUGACACGCCGCUGAGUCGCGACCCGACGGCUGACUGCAGAGCCGGCGGUGGUUUUGGAGGACGUUCGCAUGCGGAGGUUCGCAUGGACGACUCGGGGGAGCAGCAGCCACGGGGAGGUCUUCGGCACACAGGCAGGCGUUGGGAGGUUAGGAGCGAUAGCGAGGCCGAGGGGGAGGCCGAGGAUAAGGAGGUGCCCCUUCGCGAUCGUCGCUUCUCUCCCUCCCAUCAUCCGAUCUCUGCACAGCCCGAGGCACUUAGGCGCUCGGAGAGGUUGGCGUCGGCAACAGGCAGAGACCAGACACAUGACGGCGAGGAUCGUGGGGGGGAGAGGACUCCUCCCGACGUCGGUAUCCGCCCCCGCUUGCCGUCGGUGCUCCGCACACAGGACUUCGAGGACAUAGGGCUUGGUGGGAGCUUGGGAGAUUUGAGUGUUGAGGGGCAUCGACGUGCCUCACCGCAGGAUGUGCGCACAGACCCGGACGUUGAGUGGGGCCCUGUUGAUACUGAGGAGGAGAGGGAUGCCCGUUUGGACCGAGAGGAGGAGGAGCGGCUGAGGAGUUUGCCACAGUGGGAGGGUCGGUUCACGUAUCUCGACGAUCAGCGUCGGCAGAGGGACUUGGAGACAGGUGGUGGACGACGCGGCGACGAGGAGACCACGGGUGUCCCUGAGGGGCAGGAUGUUGUCAUGGGCGGUGGGUCCCCUAGUGGGGGCCGUGGCGACAGCGAGACCGCGGGUGAUGAGGGACAGGGUGCCGCAGUGUGCGGCAGAGGAGAGGGUGGACCCGGUGGAGAUGAGGACACCGCGGGUGUCGGUGGAGACGAUGGACCGGACGGUGACAAUGACGACGACCACGGUCCCGAGGACGAUCCGUAUAGGCUGGCCUUGGUGUUGAGGGAUCCCACAGUGCCUCCGUUGCGACCUGCCGACACAGCGCACACUUUCUUCGACGCCGACGCUUUGGCGCAUGCGUUGACGAAUGACCCUUUCGCACACGUGAGCCGCAAGAGCGGCAAGCAGCGGGCCCCUGGGAGGGUAUAUUCAUCGCCGCCAUUCACAGUGCAGAGCCCUGACUGGUCGGGUUCGUCGCUCAGCGACAUUAGAGGGAGGGAGUCCGGUGCGGGUGAGGUGGGGUCCGGCAGACGCAGCGACGGCGGCAGAGAUAGUGCAGGAUCGAUGCCUCCACCGCUGCCUCCACCGCUGCCUCCACCGCCCACACAGACUCCGGAGGCCAGGGUCGACACCGGGGACCGGACGGUGGCACCCGGAGUUGUGCACAGUGGUGGUUCCCCGCCACGAGUACGAGGAGGUGUGGGUGGCGGAUGGUCAGCUGUUCGUCGGGUCGGGGACCAGUUGCGGGCGGAUUACAACGCCGGGAGGGGCGUCUUCACGGGACGUACGCCUGUUCAGACGAAGGCUGCGGAGAGUUGGUCCGGACGUCCGAGCCUGCAGAUGGCAGGCCGCAUGCUUGGUUUGUCACGAGCGGAGACGAGGAGGACAUUGGUCCUCGAGGCCGCAGGGACAUCCACGGACAGGCUGCGGGGAGAGUAGUUCACAUCGGGCGAGGAGGGGUUGUCGAUGCGUCCCGGGACGAGACAACAGCAUAGCCUCUCGGAGGUUGAGGCUCGACUCGCUACAGGGGUCGCCGCUGGGCAGGCAGCAUUGGACGC